Chiloscyllium plagiosum (whitespotted bambooshark) is the source of this 2105-nucleotide messenger RNA. NCBI's taxonomy places the organism in Eukaryota, Metazoa, Chordata, Chondrichthyes, Orectolobiformes, Hemiscylliidae. The record is from RefSeq and is a predicted model, not a curated record.
UUCAUUCCUGUGCAGUUUUACACAGGGCCCAUUGAAAGAUGCUCCCAACUUGAUCUGCACACCACACACAUCUUGGUACAGUGAGCAGGCAUCCCUAGAGAUGAGAGAAGCAGCUGCUACUGAGAUUCGUAGAGCUAUUACAGGCCGAAUCCCAGACAGCUUAAGAAACUGUGUAAAUAAGGAUUACUUUGUUACGACUGCAGCCUGGCCAACGAUGGACCAGCAAGCUGUCCACCCAGAGCUCAAUGGGGCCACCUACAGGUACCCUCCGGGUAUAGUAGGAGUAACACCUGCAGGAAUCCCAGCAUCUAUGGAAGGAAUGGUUCCUGGGGGGGUGCCCGUCUCUCAUAACCUUCCCACAGUGGUGCAUCCUUCCCACACUCCAUCUCCCAAUCAGCCCACAAAACACGAAGGCGACAGAGAGCACACCACUGAGCAAUAGCAUAUUACAGAGCUCAUCCAGUAUAGGGUUGGGACCAAGAGACGCUGAAAAUAUCAUUAUAAAAAUUGAAUAUUUAUAGGAUAUUUGAGACCUGAAACUCUUCUAAGAAUUUGUACUCUUUACAGCCGCCAGCUUGGGAUGUUACAGUGUUACCCAUGGAUGGGGAUAAAAGCUGCAUUAAACCCAAGAGAUCUCCCUUCACUCAACAGAAACUAAGAAGUAUUUUACAGAGUGUGUUUUCCAAUGAUAUGUCCCUGUUGAUAAAUGUGUGUCACGUUCCCUCAUAUCUUUUAUCUGUUGAUCACAAACUUUACUGGGUAGAUUUUUCUUAUAUCAUUUGAAAUAAGUGUUUGAUAGAUGAGGAGAGAGUGAAAUGUGUUAUUGACAGAAAAUGGUAGCCUUAGGUGUGAAAUUUUAAUAGUUAGAUUGAAGCAUUUCCCUUCAUUCUCAGGAACAAACCUUUUUGUAUUGUUUGUCAGCAAGUUUGACUUCAAAACAUUUGUUCCUCAAGGACCCCCAUUUCUUGAACACACACAACUUAAUUUUCUCACCAUGUGGCAUUUUAUAUGAAUUCAUUGUGUUUUGGCUGGACAUUUGAGUCCAUCAUGGUCUUAGAGUUAAGUGCAUCAACAAUGAAGCUGGUGAAAAAGAAUGAACUGUUACAUGGGAUGUGACAGCCAGCAGUGAUGAUCCUUAUGAUGUUGUGUUGGUUAGAGUGGACUCUCUCCCAGUGAAAAGCAUACCAGAUCCAAAUGUAGAAUGUUACAAAUCCCUUCCCCUUCACUCCACUUAGAUAGAACUCAUGAUCCAGGUCAAGCUUACUAUUCUAGCAUUACUCUUUAUUCAUCCAAAGUAUUUCCCUUCCCAAUGUGUUUUUUUUUUGAUACUCAAAACACUGGAUGUUAUCAAUCCAUUUGCCUGAUUUCACUUAAAAACAGCAGCUCACAUUACAUGUUCAAUUUCCUGUAAACGUAAUCUUUGGUUAAUGUUCUUUUCAAGUAACAGAAGCAUUUUGUUUUAUUUAGUUAUAUUCAGUUGUUGAGUGAAUGGCUAAGUUGAGUUUAGUAUUGCACAUUAUUAGAAACCAUACAAAGUCCUGAUCCAAACAUUUAUCUUUGCUAAGUAUGUGUUUAUUGUGAUUCCCUCAAUUAUUUUUAUUCUAGAGUUAAUUUCUUAUAUGUAGGUUGCAAUGUUUUAAAAAUAUCAGCAAAGACAAAAUGUCUGAUGAUUUCUGUGAACCUAUGGAAGUGCAUACCACUGCUGAGAGGUGGAGGGGGGAGAGAUACUGACUGUACCUGAUAUUAACCUACCCCUUUAUAAGAUGGGUCAUCACCCAAUGAUGGAAUAUUUGUAUGUGAAAACUCUGUUUAAACAUUUUUUUAGGCUAAAGUGUUAUCAUUUAAUCUAGAAAGCUCUUUAUUACUGUUUGUUAAACUGUGUCAUAAAACUUGCUGUUCUGUUGUUCAGAUGUUGUGUGCAGCCAUGUUGGGUUAACAUUACUAGUGUUAAACCUUUUUCACUUGAAACUUUUUUGGUAGCUGUGCAGUGACAGUUUCCAAUUGCAGGUAAAAUCAUUUUUAAAGUCAGUCUUUCAAUUUCUAUAUUUCUUCAACAAUUUGUGUUAACAGUGAAAAUAUAAAGAAUUAAAAAAUAUUCCAAGUUA